UCUCUCUCUCUCUCUCUCUGUCGGAGUUGCCACUGAUGCUGCAGAUUGUUGCUUUAUCUCCAGCAGCAGCAGCAGCCAUGGCGACAAUGGUCCAACCGCUUACUCUGGAUCGAGACGUGGCCAGGGCCAUCGAGUUGCUGGAGAAGCUACAGGAGUCUGGGGACGUCCCGGCUCACAAGCUGCAGUCUCUCAAGAAGGUGCUGCAGAGCGAGUUCUGCACGGCCAUCAGGGAGGUCUAUCAGUACAUGCAUGAGACAAUAACAGUGAAUGGCUGUCUGGAGUACCAAGCCCGGGCCACGGCUAAGGCAACAGUUGCAGCCUUUGCUGCCAGCGAGGGCCACUCGCAUCCCCGUGUGGUGGAGCUGCCCAAGACGGACGAAGGGCUCGGCUUCAACGUGAUGGGCGGCAAGGAGCAGAACUCGCCCAUCUACAUCUCACGCAUCAUCCCGGGGGGCGUGGCCGAGAGGCAAGGCGGCCUGAAACGGGGCGACCAGCUGCUGUCCGUCAACGGUGUGAGCGUGGAGGGGGAGCACCACGAGAAGGCGGUGGAGCUGCUGAAGGCAGCCAAGGACAGCGUGAAGCUGGUGGUGCGCUACACGCCCAAAGUCCUGGAGGAGAUGGAGGCGCGUUUCGAGAAGCUUCGCACGGCCCGACGGCGCCAGCAGCAGCAGCUGCUCAUCCAGCAACAGCAGCAGCAGCAGAACCCGGCUGCCCAGCAGAACCACACCUCGUAGGUGAGGCUUUUCAUUGCUUUCAGGCCCCCAGAGGAGACAGGACCUCGGGCCUAAAUUCUGUAAUCCCUCACCUGCCGGGCCAUACCAAUGCCAUGGUAGGGGGUAAGGGGCGUGGCCUAAUCAGGAACGAACCAUUCCAGCACCACACAGCAGCCAUAGUUACAGAGCAUCCACAAGGACAACAGCUGAAGCUCCAGUCUGAAAUAUUACUGUAAAAAUGUAUCAAAUGCUUUUGUUCUACUGGGGCUCAAUAAAUACUGUUUAUCCUUGAGGGCUGACACCUCUUUUGUGCUGUGGCCUUUAAUGCAUGAGAAAAAUGAACCAGCCCUAAUUUAUUAUGGCAUCAGAAAAAAAGGUAGUUAAAUGUGUUUCAGAAAGCGCUCUGGGAAGCCCGCUGGGAAUAAUUUGGCGUACUUGCCGUUUCAAUCAUCUCUGCAGACGCACCAGCAGCAAUAAUCUUAUUCCUUGGAUGUGUGAAGGGCUUUUUAAUGAUUUAUUGUUUAACAAAUACAGUGUCUGACUACAAUGCGAUCAGGGUGGAUUUGUAACGCCACAGCAUGGAAAUCACGGACCGUGGGAGAUUCGCAUGCUAGCCGGGGAGCAACAACCAACUCACAAACAUUUAAAUAGUACAGGUACUUCAAAUCGAUACAUUCCCUACUUGAUGUGUCAUUCUGCUCGCCCAUGGAUACAAAGGGAAAUUGAAAUAGCUUUCUGUCUUUGCUCCAUCAUUACUCAAAGGUUUAGUUUGUUCCAUCAUUACUCAAUGCCGUAGCUGUAUUGACCAACAAAUUUAAGGUUUCUGUAAACUGCAAGUGCUAUAAACAGACAGAAUGAAAUUAACUCCAAAAACAAAUAUUCAAUGUAAAGAUAAACAGUAAACCACAGACAGCAGAAACGUCCAUGGUCAGACUAGGUAUGUAAUAAAAUACUGGGUGCCACCCCCCCCCCCACCACAUAUCUGUUUGCUCCCCAGGUAUGUAGCCAGGUAGUGAAAUUGAACCCCCAAAUUUGUUCCUGCCCCCAGAUUGGCAAAAUCUACCCAGGGGAAUCUACUCCAAUCUAACCCCCCCCCCCCUGUUAAAAAUCUACCAAUAGUGACCUAUCCCUCAUUUAUUUCUCGCUUCCGUGGCUGCCUUUGAUGCAGCUCCGGGUCCGAAGAGCGCUAUAUGGACCGGAUCCUUCAUGCCGAAAUCCCAGAAAGUCCUUCACGUUAAUCCAUGUGAGCAUGUGAGCUGUGUGUGUGAGUGGAGCAAGCUGGCGUCCUACAUAAAUGGGCUGGCAGGAUGUACGAGUGUGAAAUGGACCCCCUGGCACGUGCAUAAGCGAGCUGCUCAGUGCUCUAGCUGGUUGAAAGCAGCAUUUGUGAGUUUUUAAAUAGGCAUGUGGUGAUACAAAUGAAGAAAUAUAUCCAUUCAGUCAACUGGUUAUCAUUUGGUCAGGGUCUUGGGGAGUCCCAGAAAUAUACACACACACACACACAUGCACACACACACACACACACACACACAGAGCCAUAUCUUUGUGGGGACCAUCCAUUCAUUCCUAGGGGCAAAACCCUAAUCCCAACAAUGAUGACCUUAAACCCUACCCAGUCCUAACCUUAACCAUAAGAAACCAAAGGAAAUGGAAGACUUUUGACUUUUUUAGUUUUUUGAUAGUUAAGUCACGUAUUUUAUAAAGCUGAGUUUCCCCUUGCGGGGACCAAAAAAUGGUCCUCAUAAUGUCAAAAUAAUUGACAUUUGGUCCCCACAAUGUAAUACACACACACACACACACACACACACACACAUACACAAACACACACACAGCAGGAGCAGGGUUCAUUAAAAAGGGACUGUGCUCAUAAACAACAUUAUGUAUUUUGAUAACUACUAAUUUACCGGUUGCCGAUUGUUUUAAUGGGUAGGUGCAUCCUGUGUAAUUGAGAUUUUACUGGCAAAUUCAUUCAUUAUAAAAAUAGCUGCACUUUCCAAACAACUGGCAUUGUUUAGAUGGGGGACAAUACUGUGCAAAUAAGAGACGUAAUUUGUCGGCAACGAAAGCUCGAUUUGCUUCUAACCGGCAAACCGUGUUGAAAGUUUGCGCACAGAACCUGCCCGCUGAAGCGCGCUAAUCUCUCCCCUCAGCUUCUGUCCUGCUCUGCUUCCCACAGCUUCUUCCACAAGAAGAAGAAGUAGAAGAUCGCGGUCAGGCGGCGUCCGGAGCGCGCCCCCGUCUUCAGCGCGUUCCCCGAGAGACAAUGAAACGUCUAUUUUUCAGUCUGGGCUAGUCCACCUUCCACGAAGCUGCUGUACCCCCCUAGCUGAAGAGCGGCGUAGUGAACACCCAGGAUAUGUACCCUAAACCCUACACACUGGUGCUUGAAAUACACACACACAGACACAUGUAUGAUCCUGUGCAAAGGCAGGUCUGCACUUCGCAUAGAGUAGUCGUUACUGUAUAAAAACUGUUAAAAAACAAAGCCCCUUUGUAGACUGCAGAAUACUACACCAUCCUGUUCCUUGUUUCUGUUUUUUAUACCUAGUUUACUGACUUCUUUCUUCUUUGCAUAAUUUACUUUGUAGAAAAAACAGUGUCCCUGUGAUGUUUGUAUCCUGACUGUGUAAAUGAGUACUUAUAUGUAAGAUUUGGUCCGGUUAUGAAUACAUGACUUUUUUUUUUACCUAAUGUACUGUAGCGAUAAACUGUUUUGUAUGGAAACACUAGCAGCUCAGCAAUAAGACUCGCUAAGCAGGGGGCACAAGGCUGAAGAACACGUGGAUGGACUUCCACAAAGAAAGGAGUCAGGCAUACCAGCCCUGAAGGAAAAAUGGAUGGGAAGACAAGUUUUUAAUGUCUCUUCCUGUGGAAAUGAUUUGGCAUGAAAGAGUGGAAAAAGCAGACCUUUACUGCUAAUCAAUAAUAUGAAUUUAAUCUAAAAAAAUAGUGAAUUAUGACUGGAAAGUAAAUGCCACGACUUGAAUUUUAUGAUAGUAAUUUACUGUAGUUCUAUCAUGAAGGAAAAACCAUAAAAUAUAUAAUCACCAAAUUUAAUACAGCAAAAAUAAUGUUUGUGCUGUGUCCAUGAGGCAAACUACA
Molecule: messenger RNA, 3815 nt
Organism: Paramormyrops kingsleyae
Lineage: Eukaryota; Metazoa; Chordata; Actinopteri; Osteoglossiformes; Mormyridae
Gene: lin7a
Product: lin-7 homolog A (C. elegans)
Molecular function (GO): protein binding
Source: RefSeq, a predicted model, not a curated record